AUGAUUGAAAAUAAUAAACAAAUCGAUAACAUUACUAUAGAGCUCCCGUUCCCCCCGAGUGUUGAUUUGAUCAAUCUAAUUACUAAAGGGAGUGCAGGGAAGAAACUGGCGAGAACUCCAAAUGCUUUCUUAAUUUACCGAAAAGUCUUCGUCGAGACUGCCAGACACAACGGUGUCAGUCUUCCGAUGACCAAUAUUUCCACAUUGGCAUCUAAACGCUGGGCGAAUGAGAGUGACUUGGUGAAAGCCGCAUACAAAGUUAUUGCAAGAGAUGCACUGCUUCUUCGUAACGAUGUCUUCCCGAAACACGGUAAACGUAAGCGCAUAGAUAGGUGGAACCUCGUAACUUUUGAUCAAUUUUUGUCCGAGAGACAAAAAAAAUCACAAUGUCCAGUUGUUAAAAAGGCUGCAAAUACUUCUUUACCAAAAUUGAGCUCUUUGCCAUCACAAAACAACACUGAGAAUUCCAUGAACGAUUGUUCAAUUCAAUGCAUGACCUCGUUAAUGGAUACUCUAUCUUCUGACGUCUCUCGUCUCGUGCUUGACGAAUUGGAAUUGGAUAUACUUACAAAAUCACGCCAAUACAACCACGAUUCCAAACGAGAAAACCACAUAGACGCUAUAAUGACAUCGUAUUUACAGACAAGAAAAAUCACACCGUUGUAUUCAGAUAAACCAGAUUCUAUAAAAUGCUGCCAAUGCAUCACGUUCCAAAAUGAAAUAAACUUGGUAUUUCCAAGAGCACAAAAUCAAAUAGAUGCUGUCAAUUCCGUCGUAACUUCAAAUGAACAAAUUGACAUAGACUACACCAACAGUGCAUUCCUAACCAAACCAAACAACUCAAGUUUACAAAUGUAA
This is a messenger RNA of Acaulospora morrowiae, 858 nucleotides long. The record is from the annotation of a GenBank genome assembly. NCBI's taxonomy places the organism in Eukaryota, Fungi, Glomeromycota, Glomeromycetes, Diversisporales, Acaulosporaceae.